UCAUAGGCAGUACCCGCCUAGCCGCACCUGGGAGAAGCUCGGGUUGGUCUCUGCUAGCAAAGCAGUAGGACGUUGGGUGGUGGCUGGAGAAGGAGGUCUGUGUGGCAGGCUGGGCAGCUAGCUGGGCAGCAGGAGGCGGUGCUUCCCCGCUGGGGCGGACUUGGGCUGUGAGUAGCUCCAGGCCGCCAGGGCAGACGCCUUCGUAGUGCUGGCACCCAUUUUGCCCGCCCGCUGAUGAGAGCCGGGCGCGGCCUACAUGCGUCACGGACAGCUCUUUGAGGCGACUUCGCCGCGAAUAAGGGCCUCUUUUGAAAGUCGGUCCUAAAACAGUUAAGGUUUUGUUUUAUUUUGUUUUAUUUCCAACUCACAGCCCUUGGACCACUUCCAGCUGCUGGCCUGAACCUCCUACCUUCAGUUCUAGUGACCUCGGCUCGGGCUGCCCCUUGGUUCGUCCUAGGCUCACAUCGCGAUCCCUGCUUGAGUGUCCCGGGGUGGGGGACCUGGAAGUUUUAGCCUAGCUGUGCUGGAGGCGGAAUAAUUAGUCCAAGAAACAUUUUAUUCAUGCUUAGGUGGAGAAAAGCAGGGCUAGAAUUGGAACCCAAAGCCCAGAAUGGCAAGAGAGGAUGUGGGGGCUCCACCCGAUCACCUCUGGGUUCACCAAGAAGGAAUCUACCGAGACGAAUAUCAGCGUACAUGGGUAGCUGUGGUGGAAGAGGAGACAAGUUUCCUAAAGGCUCGAGUCCAGCAAGUUCAGGUUCCUUUAGGUGACGCAACUAAGCCAAGUCACCUUCUUACUUCCCAACUACCUCUCAUGUGGCAACUCUACCCAGAGGAGCGCUACAUGGAUAACAACUCUCGCUUGUGGCAGAUUCAGCAUCAUUUAAUGGUCAGGGGAGUACAGGAACUACUCCUUAAACUUUUGCCUGAUGAUUAACCUGGUGCUGGAUUUCUAGGAAGAUACGCUCCUCUGUUCUAUUCAUUACAUGGCAAUCACUUCAUUUACCACUGCUGUGCUCCCACCCUUAGGCCUGGGGGGGAGUAGGGGGAGGAUUAGUUUGAAUAACUGCUCAAGAACAUAUGUUUAGGAAGUGCCAUGAAGAACAUUGCCAGUGACACUACAGAGAAAGGGUUACACAGGGCAGAAAUCAAGCCAACAAAAGCAUUUAGUCAGGAUAUGUAACUUUAAAUUGACUCCUUUGGGAACUGCCAUAGAACCUUUGAUGGACUUCAUCGACUGAACUUAGGAUCUGGUGAACCCCACAAAAAUCAGAACAUGCUGCAGAACAGAUGCCCUCAUCACCAAGGACUUGGUACUGAUUUAGAGAGAAGAGAGCAGCUUUUGCAGCAUCAACGUGUAUUUGUCGCUUAUUUCCCCUGCAGCAAAUUCACCUGCUUUUUCUUAUUCCAUCCUGUAAAUAUCUGAGGUUUUGUUCUAGUGUUUCCCAUCCCAGCACUGACUUAAUUUGGAUCUACUGAGAACUUAAGGAGUUCUGGGAGAAAAAGGUUAUUUGUAUUGAUGAAAUUAGCUACAAAGGCUUCUAUACCUUUCUUCUUUCUGAAACUGCAUCUUUGAAUUGUUUUUACAAGUUUCUCAUCAAAAUUUUGUGAAUCUAAAUUAUUUCUUUAACUAUAAUAUUUUAUAUAUUUGGCAUCCAUAUGAGCUCAAAAGAUAAUGUUAAUUUUAAUUGGCACCUUUCUCAAGAGGUAAUAGCAACUAACAUUGCUAAUUCCUGGGAAAGUGUUUAUACUACUUGUGAAGAAUUUCCUGGAUUAAAAUAUGACAGUUUAUGUACAUUGAAGUAAGCUUUUGCUUUUUAAAAUAAGUCUUGGGCCCAGACCAAUGAUGUAUGUCUAUAAUUCCAGCUAUUUGUAAGACUAAGGCAGAAAGAACACUUGGCCCCAGGAGUUUGAUGCCAGCCUAAAAAACAUAAUAAGAACUUGCUUAACAAAAAGCACUUGGGUAUAAUAGCCACUAUGUAUUGAGUUCUUAUUGCUUUCCAGUUACUGUUCUGUGUACUUUAUAUGUUUUAUUAUGUUUAGUCCUUCCAUCAGUUCUUUGAGGUACGUAUAAUUCCCAUUGGCAUGUAUAGUGAAAGAAAAGAAUCAUUCAAGGAGUUUAAUCAUUUACCACAGGGAUUCUUUUGUGAAUCAUAGAGCCAGGCAUUGAGCCAGACUUUUAAAACUGUGGUGUCAUUCCAACAUUGGUUUAUAAUAUUCAAGAUGACUAGACUGAAUUUUUUUCAUGAAAAUCUAUAUCUUCCAUAUUAAUGAGGUGGUGAUAUAAAAGUAUAGUUGAUUCAUCCUA
Molecule: messenger RNA, 2305 nt
Organism: Mastomys coucha (southern multimammate mouse)
Lineage: Eukaryota; Metazoa; Chordata; Mammalia; Rodentia; Muridae
Gene: Mtcp1
Product: mature T cell proliferation 1
Exons: 5
Coding region: 611-934 (107 amino acids)
Biological process (GO): positive regulation of peptidyl-serine phosphorylation
Molecular function (GO): protein serine/threonine kinase activator activity
Source: RefSeq, a predicted model, not a curated record